AUGGAGGUGUUCCAGAAGGCUGUGAAGAAGUAUUAUGAGUUGAAGCUGACGCACGUCAAGCCACUAAUCUGGAAUGACAUCUUCACGCUCACUCUCAGUGAUAUCUUCACCCAGUUAGAGUUGGCACCAAUGGAAGAAAAAAGAGUAAAAAUACCUGAAGAACGCCCUUCGUCAAGGCAAGGAACAACGCUGAAUUCUUUAGACGAGUUGUACAACCCAGAUGUCACAGGCCAGUCCGCAGCACCGAGGUGCAUUCUGAUCGAGGGCGAAGCCGGAGGGGGGAAGACGACGCUUCUAUCUAAAGAAGCCAUCGAUGCCGUUUCAAGGAAAACAGUGUUGGGCAAACGGCACGACUUCGUCCUGUUGAUCAGACUAAGGGACGUAAGAGAGGGGGAGACAAUAGCGGAGAUGGUGCUCGACCAGUGUGUUCCCAUCACUAAAGGUGUUGAUAUAGAGUCAAUUGGAGGGAUCCUUGAAAGAAAUGAGUCCUGUGUGCUCUUCCUCCUCGAUGGGUAUGAUGAGCUGCGGCCUGAGGCCAAGGCAGCCGGGCAGGCCAUUCCUGAGCUGCUGUCUGGCAAGUUGUACCCCUACAGCACAAUCGUGAUCACCUCCCGACCCUCAGCAGGAGUGCAGCAGUACACCCGGCCGGACUGUCAUGUACGCAUCAUGGGCUUCUCACGCAUACAUGUGGAGAAAUACGUGAGGCAGUAUUUUAGCACCAUAGAAAUCCUUGAACUAGGAGAAAGGCUUACAACAGCUCUGAAGGUGAACCAAAUUGUUGCUGAUUUAGUCCAUACUCCAAUUUUCCUACUGUUGAUUUGUGUGCUGUGGGAGGAAGACCAAGAGAUGAUCUCUACGGGAACAAUGACGGGACUAUACAACAACCUGCUGACAUGUCUGGUUAGAAAGUAUUGUAUGCGGGAAGGCGUGGACAUGCCAACAGACGGACUGCCUUCAGAAGUUGCUGAGACAUUACUGCAGCUUGGCAAGCUAGCGCUAGAGGCGCUGAUGAGGAAUGAGACCCUGGUUGAUCUUGCGCAAUCAGAGAGUGAUACAUUCAAUUGGGAACUGCUGGUAAAACUUGGCGUGGUGGCCUUGGAGGUCCCUGCCUCUAAAUGGCACCCUAGGAAGCAGCUGAACUUUUCCCACAAGACGAUGCAAGAGUUCCUGGCUGGACGAUAUGUCGCUCAUGUUGUAGGGAACCAAAGCAGGGGAGAUAUUGCUGAACUGUUGCAGCUCACCUCCGUUCAAAAGGCACUUGAACUCAGUAACCUGCUUCAGUUCACGUGUGGCUGUGACUCACGGGCAGCACAAGCAGUGAUGGAGGAACUGGGAAAGCUCAGAAGCAAAGAGUUCUCACAUUUACAACCGACCGAGUCUCAAAUGCCUGUUAAGUCAGAUACACAAAAAUUAGCUGACAAUUAUGAAGAAUUUGUUUUGCUCUGCCUGGAUAUCUUGAAGGAACGAAAAGAGCCGGAUGUACUGCAGGCUGUCAGUAAAGCCCUGCCAGUCAUCGUCAUGGACUACCACAGACACAGCAAACUACGUAAUGCUCUGAAGUGUUACUUGGAAACUUUGGAAACUACCCAGUCAUCCAACUUCCAGGACAAAGUAAUACUAACUCUCUAUACAAAAGAAGGUCUGCAGUACUUACAGCAAAUUUUUGCUAUCCCUAUCCGGUCGUCGCACCUCCAAGUAAAACUAAGUCUUAGGAAAAAGGACGAUUACGAGUACUUGCUACAGCUUUUAGCCUCCCCCAUCAGUCUAGGCCUACAGCUAGACCUGGAACUUAGGGGAAAUGUAAAACUUAGCACACCUGAUCAGGUAUCCAGGCUGGUUUCAGUUCUAAUGAAUGUCCCUGGUAUGAGGGCGCUGGAUCUGUCACUCACGGAACUAACGCCAUCAUCACUCCAACUACUUGUGCAGGGAUUCAGUCACAUACCUCUGUUAGAGGAGCUGGAUCUCAGUUACAACGAUUCCCUUGGGGAUGCUGGAAUAGAAGUCCUGCAGUCUGGACUGUCCAGUGUUCCACGCCUGGCUGUUCUCCGUCUUCGGGGAACCGGAAUAGGCAUGACCGCUGUGGGCAUGAAAUCCAUGGCUCCUCACAUGCGCCACCUGGCGGGACUGAAAGAACUGGAUAUUAGCGGCAAUAAGAUCGGCGACACCGGACUGGAAUCUCUUAUUGCCGUCCUCUCCGUCUUCACAGCUAUGCAGGUAUUGGUCCUGGCAGGGACUGGUAUCAGUGCCACAGUCACGCGCAAUCUUGUCCCUGUACUGUGUCAGCUAACCAGACUGAUCAAACUCGACAUAAGUAAGAAUCAUGAUAUAGGAGACCCUGGACUGAAAUGCCUGGUUGACAUCCUCCCUCACCUUACAGCAAUGAAGGUGUUGAACCUCAAAAUGACAGGUAUCAGUGACAGGGGAAUAUCAUCCCUGAUCAAAGCUCUGCCUCACCUGGUGCAAUUACAGGUGUUGGAUGUGAGCUUUAAUGACAUAGGGGACUCAGGGAUUGUCUCACUGGUGGAAACACUCUGCCGGCCCAGCAGCUCGAACAUGGAGCAAAACCCACCUGGUGACAAGAGUCUGACCACAGCCCCUCACUGUAACAACACACUACAGGAGCUAAACAUCGGGUUUGAUGAAGGAGUAACAGGAGCCGGACUGGGGAGGGUCGCACAGCUCAUCAGCGCACUGCCGGCACUGACUGAGCUGAACAUGUCUGGUUACACUGGCACACCUGUACACCUGCCUGACACCGCUGCCAUGGCUCUGGCCGAGGCUCUACCCAGACUCCCUGUCCUAGAGCUGCUGGACCUGCAGCAUAUCUCCAUGGAGCCUGCAGGGUUCCAGGCUGUGGUGCAGGCUGCUGAGGAACACCCAGCACUGAGGACACUUCGGUUCAGCGAGAAGAGAGUUCCAGAGGGAGCGGACACCAGCGCCAGCUGCUUGAAGUUGAGAUCGUGGUAAAGAUGCGACUCGAUGAUCGAAAGGACUGAAUGAGUCAGCCCAGACUAAAGACCGUUUUUUGGUCAUUAUAUUCAAGUGUUAUGAUCGCUGUCUAUGAAUAACGUACGUUACAAAACAUCUAUUAAUCACUUUUGUGUAGCCGAAACACAAAAAGUUUGUUCUUUGCGUUGGGAGGAGAAAAGACGUCUUGUUUACCCUAACAAUUUCGGUAGCAAUUGGUCCUCUCUUAGGCCUAGGUCACAUUUCCAAACCGGGGCCCGGCCGGGCAACUUUUGGGAGCGAAAAAAUGAUGUAAA
This is a messenger RNA of Branchiostoma floridae (Florida lancelet), 3263 nucleotides long. Its product is annotated as NLR family CARD domain-containing protein 4-like. The record is from RefSeq and is a predicted model, not a curated record. The transcript is spliced from 3 exons. The coding region runs from base 1 to 2967 and encodes 988 amino acids. Gene Ontology annotation, molecular function: protein binding. Lineage: Eukaryota; Metazoa; Chordata; Leptocardii; Amphioxiformes; Branchiostomatidae.